GCGAGAUAAAAAGGUGUGUAUAAAACAGAAUUCUUUGCCAGUUUUAGGUUUAUUUAACUAUCUUAGGCACCUAUUGUAGUAAGUAGUCAAGAAAACAUGGUUCAUUACGUCGUAUUACUUUUCUUUCUCGUUGCUACCGUGGCAGCGUCGGAUUAUCGAUGCACGAAUCAAGGAGGUAGCUGUGUGGAUUACAGAUACUACGUUUGCAAUGGCGGAGUCGAAAAUGGACUUUGCGAUGGAGACUCAAACCGCCGAUGCUGCCUUGAAUGCGAUAAUUCGUGUCAAAGCGAUGUAAAUAACUGGGAAUCCUGCUGCGACUCUGCUUGCACGUCGAUUAGUGGAUCUUGUCAGGACAACUCGAACUAUUGCGAUGGAAGUUACUCUAGUGGGAAAUGCGGUGGACCGAGUGACAGACAAUGCUGCUCGAAAUCAACGGGCGGAAGCAGUGGAAGCUGCAGCUUGUUGACCUAUUCGACUUCAUCUGUGAAAGGCUACAACGGACUUACUAUAGAAAUUGAACCUGGGUUUAAAUCCUCUAUGGAUUCUAUAUCAUCAUAUGCUUCAAGCUGUGGUGUUACGGUGUGGGUAACUCACGCAUUCAGAUACGAAGGACAAGACUUAGGUGGAACUGUAGUACCACCCGCGUCUAACUCAAACCACUUGGUAGGACAUGCCAUUGACAUGAACUUGGACACUCCAAGCGGGUGGUGCAACGGCGACUGUUUAUACGCCGGAUAUAACUCCAAUGCUGAAUGCUUCUUGAACAAAGUCAUGAAUGGUGGUCUCAGGUGGGGUGGGGUAUGGUAUCCAACAGAUCCCGUUCACAUCGAUGAUGGUUUGAAUGUUUACUCACCAAAUACAUGGAAUGACUUGUACUACGACUUACAAGGGAAUUGCUAAGCGCCCUGGUUAAAGAAUUCUGAUAAAAUUUGUUAAGUAAUUAAAUUUAAUUUGAGACGAAAUAAAAUAAAUGCCUAAUGAAAA
This is a messenger RNA of Ciona intestinalis (vase tunicate), 984 nucleotides long. RefSeq lists its product as uncharacterized. Gene Ontology annotation, molecular function: peptidase activity. The record is from RefSeq and is a predicted model, not a curated record. Lineage: Eukaryota; Metazoa; Chordata; Ascidiacea; Phlebobranchia; Cionidae.